This is a messenger RNA of Magallana angulata, 2083 nucleotides long. RefSeq lists its product as uncharacterized. The record is from RefSeq and is a predicted model, not a curated record. Bases 716 to 1972 code for a protein of 418 amino acids. Lineage: Eukaryota; Metazoa; Mollusca; Bivalvia; Ostreida; Ostreidae. The transcript has 19 exons.
AAGGAAAUGCGCACUGUUUUUCUGUAUACAAAUCAGCGGUAACCUAAUUUUAUAAACAAACAAAGGGUUUCGGAAGUAGAUCAAGGUGUUUGGAAGACGGAGAUGUCUCCAGGAGACUUGGUGCAGGACUAUCCAGGUUGUUUACAACACAAAAAGGAAGAAAUGAAGCUGACACGGUCAAACACCGUAUCUCCCGGGUCCUCGAGUGUGUAUCCACUUGAAUUUACUAACUUUGAAUGUCUUUCAGCCCGUUAAGUAUAUCAUCAUUGUUUUAAAUAAUAGUAGUAUAACCUUAAAAGCUGACUAUGCGUGUGUCGACGCUUCGUAGUCUUGUUCCGGAAAUACACUAUUUUAAAUCGGAAACACGUGAAACUAUAUGAUGGUGAUCUUGUAUAAAACAAAUAGAAAAUAUCAAAUGAUCUCAUUGUGUGUAUUACUUUAUCAGUGGUGAGGAAAUCUUUUAUGUAAUGAUGUUCAAGGUCAUAUUUCAAGUUGCGGUUGUUGCUAUUACGGUUGGUGCACGCUCGGGUAAGUGAACAACUUGACCCAAGACAUUUCAUUCAUUUAAAAGAAAGUCAAGGCGAGGGAAAACAGUAUAGACGUUGUACGAGAGCCAGUGGCAACAUGUUCAGCUAUUUCAUGCGAUGUGACCAUUACUGUAUCAUCGGAGUAUAAGGUGAACGAACAGUGGGUCAUAUUCAAGAACCACACAGCCAUGAGAAUAACGGAAUGGAACACCGAAGAUCAUAAAUACGCUGCGUCUAAUACCAGAAAACCGCCCAACUGUACCUCAUGGUGCAAUUUUACUAUCACAUUGGAGAUCAACAAACUAACUCAUAAGCAGGAUUAUGGGCUGUAUCAACUCAUUCUCCGCUCAUUUGAUGAUCAAGGCCCGAAAAGUAAACGAGUGUUGAACAUCACCGUGCCAACCAAGCAAAAAGAAGUUUCCGUUAAGACCUCACAAAAACCAGAAGAUACUUUGACAUCGGUACAAGAACUGUCGUUUUCGACGAUCAUGGUGAUUGCUGUAGCAGGGACCAGUAUUACCAGCAUCAUCUGUUUAACCGUGUGUUUGAUUAUCUUCUGCAGGGGAAGGAAGGCACAAAAAAAGAAAAGAGAUAACAGAAAGCACAGACAAAGUUCCCUAGGUGUGUCUACUCACCUGUACGAUGAGGUGGAGUCCGUGGCCCGUAAUGCAUACUGUGAGCUAAACGAGGAGGCUCAGAAAACCUCCAAUCACCAGUACAUACAGCCAAUUCCUGAAGAAGCGCCAAUGUACAAAGCCCCAGAAAUCUUUUCAAACACGGAAUCACCGACCAACAUAAGGGCCAAGCCCCCAGAUACUACGAAUGAUGCUAUGGGAUAUUUACAACCCUCCGUGAAAUUUAGGCCAGAAAUGGCAAUGUUUAAUCAGCUUUAUGAAGAGGCCAAUAAACCUAAACCAAAGAAACCUCUAGAACCAACAUACAGCAAUUCACAAAAAAUGCCAAAAUUUCCAAAGAAAGAAGAGCAGCCAAAAUCAUCUGAAAAGCUAAUCCUUAAAACAGAUUCAGAAAUUGGUAAAAGCAGCGAAGUAGUGUACGCUCAGCCUCACCAACAUCCAAAGUCAGAUGUCCAAAAGUCUUUUUGUAAUGAUUCCAGCAAUAAAACGCAACAUGAGCCUAUGUAUGGUAAUGAAAAUAGAACGCCGCCUUUACCAGUAAAAGUUUUGAAAACAACGAUUAUUGAAAGGAAACAAAGUCAAAGAGAAACAUCAGGCACAAAAUCAGUUACACCAAAUGUUCCUCCAAAACCAGUCUGUAGAAUUAUUCCAAACCAGUUAUAUGACGAGAGAGAAGGCAUGUACAAUAAAAAACGACAAGUUAUAGCAACCUACAGUAAUCCUGUGGCAACAAAAUUGCCAACUAAAACAUGUCCAAAUCCGAAGAUACUGAGUUAUCCCGCGUGCACUCAUAUAAAUGACAACAUCUAACACAGAGGAAUAAAAUCCAGAUUCAAUUUUGCCAAAUUAUGUGAUAAACUAUCUAUACUCAAUAUAUUUAUAUCCUGACACUGAAUAAUAAAACAAAUAUUUGAAAAAUAA